Amphimedon queenslandica is the source of this 797-nucleotide messenger RNA. RefSeq lists its product as uncharacterized. Bases 2 to 727 code for a protein of 241 amino acids. The transcript has 2 exons. The record is from RefSeq and is a predicted model, not a curated record. NCBI's taxonomy places the organism in Eukaryota, Metazoa, Porifera, Demospongiae, Haplosclerida, Niphatidae.
CAUGGUUCAUAUAAUGGCUACUUUUGUCUUGAGAAGUGUUUCAUUUGCUAGUGCCAGACUAGCAUUAUCCUACCAAUGGAGAAAGAAUGGUCCUAUUUCAAUUUCUACACUUUCAUCAAAAAUACGUUUCCGUAUGAUUAGCUCAUCAAGUUCAAAGGUUGAUGCUCACACUGAGGAUGAUGGGUUAGCUACACCUAUGGAAAUGAUCGAGGCAGCAUUACCAAGCCUAUGCAUAGCAGAACUGAAGAUGAUUCCUGCUAGGCUUUAUUUUAGCAAAAAAGAUUACAACCUUCCAGAAAAUGCGUUCACUCUGAUGAAUGAUGGAACAAUAGAGGUGCUGGAAGUAAGAGAUGAUGAUGAUCCUCAGCUCUGUUAUGAGAAAGGUAGUUUCGCCAAGUUUGUGACAAUGAAAAUAAAGGGAAUUGAAGAGACUGUAAAUCUCCAUUAUUUAAUGCAUGACACAAACUAUGACAAACUCUUCGAUCAGUAUUAUGUGCUCGAGCCGAAGAUGGAAAUUUCAAUUAGUAUUGGCAGUUGUCGUUUUUUCUUUGCUAGUGAAAGUCCCUUGAGUGAAAAGUAUGAUGCAGGGAGCUAUGAGGUCCUGAGUCAACUUCACAAAGCACUUGGAAUUCCAGAGGACAAAACAAAACAGAUGAUCUACCCUCUCGUAUAUCCAUACAUACUUAGGUCAUAUAAUGCACCAAAAGUACUACCAUUACAGUGUUAAUUCAGUGCUGAUUUAGCUACAAAAUGACAUUAUUUGAAUAAUCAUUGAUCCCAUGUUUGAAUUAGAUGCA